UGAAAAAAUCCGGAAACUCAAAAGACACACUUAUAAUUAGAUGAAUUAAAUAUUAAGAUAUUUACUACGUUCAAUCUUUAUUUGGUUAAAUUAUGAUUAACAGUGCGAUACCGUUAGUACUAGGCAUAUGUGCUGCUAUUUUCAUAGCAAUUGCAGCAUUUAUACCUGGAUGGUUUGUCGUGGAGUACCCUUCUGUCACUCAUCGUCUUUAUUUUAGCUUAUUUUAUGGAUUAACAUGUUCAACAUCGUGUCAAAUAUCAACUUAUUAUGAAAUAUACCAGUACAAUAACAGACAAAGUUCAACAGUUUUUUGGAUGAUAGAGUUUCAAGUGGAGGUGAUGUUGUCUGUUGUUAUUUGUACCAUAGGUGUCAUCAUUCUGUGUGUGUACCGUAAAGGCAACAGGACACACAGAUUACUACUGGCCUCCGUUAUAUUGUUUGUUAUUGGAGGAUUAAUCAUACUGGUUGCUUGUGGAAGAAUUUUAACCGCAACAUUAACCGCCAACAAGAACCUGCAUACCAGAAAUGCAGACCACUAUUAUGAUUUCCCCUUUUCCCUGGUACCAGCCGGUAUAGGGGGUAUCGUACAAAUAGUAACCGCCAUUCUGGUACAUCUCAUAAGGGGAGAGGUCAUCAAAGGGAACAAUCCGGAUACGUUUGCAUUUCAUAGAUCAUAAAUAGAUCAGCUAAAUUAUA
Mytilus trossulus (common blue mussel) is the source of this 696-nucleotide messenger RNA. RefSeq lists its product as uncharacterized. Lineage: Eukaryota; Metazoa; Mollusca; Bivalvia; Mytilida; Mytilidae. The record is from RefSeq and is a predicted model, not a curated record. The coding region runs from base 93 to 677 and encodes 194 amino acids. The transcript has 3 exons.